Molecule: messenger RNA, 1897 nt
Organism: Argiope bruennichi
Lineage: Eukaryota; Metazoa; Arthropoda; Arachnida; Araneae; Araneidae
Product: pancreatic lipase-related protein 2-like
Exons: 8
Coding region: 183-1718 (511 amino acids)
Biological process (GO): lipid metabolic process
Molecular function (GO): lipase activity; carboxylic ester hydrolase activity
Source: RefSeq, a predicted model, not a curated record
UGAUCUGUUUAAGUAAGAUAUCCCAAGUAUUAUCGUUUGAAAGGGUUCUUAUUUUAUAAGCGCACCUGUCGAAUUUGCAAGAAGAAAAAGAAGAUAAAUUGCAAAAGAUAUUGACAAAAAUUUCUUUUAUCAUUACUGUUGGCGUGUCACUCAAAUUAAUCGAAAUCUAACUGAAACCAGGGAUGCUAGUCAUUUUAGUUGCAGCCCUAUUGGUGGCGAAUCCAUCCUUCGCUAUCGAACCAGAGCUCGAUGGCGAUUCCAACAUCUACGAUUCUGUAGUAAAAUCUCUUCAAGAACUGAAGGUUGAACAAUUGGCUGAGAAAGUCGGCGUUCACCUCACACCACAUGUAAUUCAGAAGGCUGACAGUGUUUGCUACGAUGAAUUGGGUUGUUUCGACAAGGAGGGAACCUUCAAACACUUGAAGCAGCUUCCAGAGCCUCCAGAGUCGGUGAACACACAGUUUUUGCUGUACACCAGGAAGAACCCACAUACUCCACAGUUCAUCGAUUACAAGAAACCUGAAACAAUUGUCAACAGCAACAUCAACCCGAAGUUGCCUCUCAAAGUUCUUACUCAUGGUUUUGGUGGAAAGAACAAUUUGACCUGGUUAUGGGAAAUGAAAAACGCAUUCAUUGAAAUGGAAGACGUUAACGUUAUAAUCAUCGACUGGAGUUUAGGAGCUCGUGUGCCAUAUUAUGUGGCUGCAGCUGUGAACUCAGAGUUAGUAGGAGCCCAAGGAGCCGUCCUCUAUUAUACCAUCAAAGACAAACUCGGCAUUAUGGAGAAGGAUCUGCACGUCGUCGGUUUCAGUUUAGGAGCGCACGUGGCUGGAUUUUUCGGUAAAAGAAUGAAAGAACUGAGAGGAACUAGACCCGGCAGAAUUACAGGUUUGGAUCCUGCCAGCCCUCUAUUUGAAGAUUAUGGCGGUGAAGUACAUUUAUAUAAGGAUGAUGGCGAUUUCGUCGAUGUUAUACACACCAAUGCAGAUCUCCUAAUCUAUGGUGGCGUAGGCAUCGAAGUCCCUAUUGGACACGUGGAUUUCUUCCCUAAUGGCGGAAAGAGACAACCCGGAUGCGGAAGUACCUUGAAAGGAGCUCUCUUGGAUAUUUUCAAGGGUGAAAGAGAAAGAGCUUGUAACCAUGAGCGAGCUGUUCAUCUCUUCACGGAUUCCAUCUUAAACCCCAAUUCCUGCCAGUACGUUGGUUACCCAUGCAGCAAUUAUACUGAUUUCCAGCUGGGAAAAUGUCUGAGCUGUGAUGCCAGUACCUGUGGUCAGAUGGGAUAUCGACCCAAAGGCUCAGGAGUUUAUUACAUGAUGACGAAGCCAAAGAAACCCUUCUGUGCUGAAGUUGGCAAGCUAACAAUUCGAUAUCCGUCAACCAUCAAGAAAUCGUUUGGCUCCAUGAUUUUGACAUUAGUCGGUGGAAAUGGAGAUAAGGAAAACAUCACUCUUAGCCAGAAAGACGAAAAACUGUCUCCUGGUGGCGAAAAAGUGUUAGCAUUGCCCAUUAACGAUGUUAUGAAAACACUGAGUAAAGUGACGGCCUUAUAUUUGAGAUAUAACGGAUGGUUCACUAAGGGAGCUGAGACAUUUGGACUUGCCUCGGUCACUAUCACAAACAGCAACGGAGAUUACAUCUUCAAAAGUUGUGAUCAAAACAUCAUUUUAAAAGACAAUGAAUAUCAAGAACUGAAACAAACGGCAGCGACCUGUUAACUAAUGCCUGUGUACGAGAAAGUUAGAGAUUGGAAAAUAUUGUAUGCAGUCUAAUUUUCUGCGUGUCGUGAAAUGUACAUAUAUUUCAGAAAGAAAAAAAAAAAUGUUUUGUUGCACAUGAAGAUUGAAUGUAAAAUUUCAUAAAAUACAAAACAUAAAAAUACAUUAUUUUAUUACUA